Molecule: messenger RNA, 375 nt
Organism: Impatiens glandulifera
Lineage: Eukaryota; Viridiplantae; Streptophyta; Magnoliopsida; Ericales; Balsaminaceae
Exons: 2
Coding region: 1-375 (124 amino acids)
Source: RefSeq, a predicted model, not a curated record
AUGGCUACAACUAGCCCCUCAUGCCUGAUAUACGGAGCUUCGCACGUUUCUCAUGCAUCUCUCUUUAUCUACCAAAAAUCAGGUUUCACACUUUAUUUGUUAGUAUAUGUUGAUGAUAUCAUUACCAAUGGGAGUUCCUCUAUAAAGCCGUCCAACCUUAUUUUCACCCUUGCUGCUCAGUUUUCGCUGAAAGAUCUUGGAUACAUGGCUAACACCAAAUCAACAUCCACUCCCUUGUUCGCUAGUGCUCAAUUACUCAAAAAUUCUGGUGAUCUUCUACCUUUCCCAACUGACUAUCUUGCACUUGUGGGAAAUCUUCAAUCCUUAAGUAUUACUCUCCUGGAAAUAUCCUUCAGCACCAACAAACUUGCGUAG